AGCACUGCUUUCCCAGGCACAUUAGCAGGGAGAUGGAUCCCAAGUGGAGCAACCGGGACACCCACUAGUGCCCAUCUGGGAUGCUGCCUUGGCUACCGCCUGUGCCACAACGCCAGCCCUAAGGCAGGAUUUUUGCUGAGCAGAUCCAGGAGGUGCAGUUCUCCUUUCCACUCGCUAGUUGUCUGUUUAGUUGGUAUGUUGGGUGUGGUCUUCCCCAAGCAAUCUAGCGCAGGCUGCAGAGAGGAAAGAUUACUGGCUUCUAAGCAAGAGGUUUGGGCUGGAACUCCACUCUGCCGUUUAAUGAAUGUUUUUGAUCAUCGUGAACAGGUUAGCAACUCUCCACCUCCAAGAAUGGGAGUGACAAAAAUACAGAUCUGUGUGGAAGGCAACAUUGCCAGCGGGAAGACGACAUGCCUGGAGUUCUUCUCCAACACCACAGAUGUCGAGGUGUUAAUGGAGCCUGUGUCCAAGUGGAGAAAUGUGCGUGGCCACAAUCCUCUGUUUGUAUCCAGAGGAAAACGGAGAACAGAAAUGUGCCAAGGAGCAGAAUGAGAACAGUGGUGCUGGGCUCCGGAGCAGAAGAGCCUGAUGUACCGAGAUGCCUGGCGAUGGGGCCUCACACUGCAGACGUACGUGCAGCUCACCAUGCUGGAACAGCACACGCGCCCGCAGACAUCACCUGUUCGGUUGAUGGAGCGGUCAAUUCACAGCGCCAGAUAUGUUUUUGUAGAAAACCUAUACAGAAGUGGGAAGAUGCCCGAAGUGGACUAUGUGGUCUUGUCCGAGUGGUUUAACUGGAUUGGGAGGAACCUGGACGUGCAUGUUGAUUUGAUAGUGUAUCUGCGGACUAACCCCGAGAACUGCUACCAGAGGCUGAAGAAGAGAUGCAGGGAGGAGGAGAAGGUCAUUCCGCUGGAGUACCUGCGUGCCAUCCACCACCUCUAUGAGGAGUGGCUCAUUGCUGGAGACCGUUUCUCUGUGGCAGCUCCUGUUCUGGUGAUAGAGGCUGAUCACGACAUGGAGAAGAUGCUGGAAGUGCUCGAGCAAAACCGGAACCAAAUAUUGGCGCCAGAAAACCGGAAGCGUGGCCCCUAGGACAGGAAAGGCUCAUGGGAUUGUGUCAGAAAAAUACCUGCCGCUGCCCAGUUAGGAGCUGUCUGGAACCAUCUCUUGGGGAGAGAGGGCCUGGAGGGCAGGGGGACUCUACCUGGCUGGAUCUGUUCUCUUUGGCUAGGGUCCUGGCCUUGGGUUUCUAACCCUUGUGGGUGACAUUUGGGACCAGUG
Molecule: messenger RNA, 1284 nt
Organism: Ochotona princeps (American pika)
Lineage: Eukaryota; Metazoa; Chordata; Mammalia; Lagomorpha; Ochotonidae
Gene: TK2
Product: thymidine kinase 2
Exons: 10
Coding region: 589-1095 (168 amino acids)
Biological process (GO): nucleobase-containing compound metabolic process
Cellular component (GO): mitochondrion; cytoplasm
Molecular function (GO): deoxynucleoside kinase activity; ATP binding
Source: RefSeq, a predicted model, not a curated record